Molecule: messenger RNA, 2235 nt
Organism: Leptopilina boulardi
Lineage: Eukaryota; Metazoa; Arthropoda; Insecta; Hymenoptera; Figitidae
Gene: Abi
Product: abl interactor 2-like
Exons: 6
Coding region: 252-1685 (477 amino acids)
Molecular function (GO): SH3 domain binding
Source: RefSeq, a predicted model, not a curated record
CAUGCGCAAUACCAUCAACCGGCAUAUAUAGUUUAUGGUCAAUGACAGUUCUUGGGUGUGUGAUAAGUUUCUUUUUUUUUGUAAAUAAUUAAAUUUGGUAAUUAUAAACUUAUGAAGGCGUUAUAACUGUCAGUUAAAAUGAUGGCGGAAUAUCAAUAACAUCGAACAUUACUAACGAGAGAGUAUCGUCGAGUGAAAUAGGUACCGGAUCCUGUGGAGUAUCAUCGGGCGUAGGCAGUGAUUCCGAAAUCAUGGCCGAAUUAGCAGCACUUUUACGUCAAGAAAUUCCUGAGGGUCGUGGAAGUCUUGCUGACAGUCAUACAAAUUUAGAGCGUGUCGCUGAAUAUUGUGAAGCAAAUUAUUUUCAAGCUGAAAAUAAAAGAAUUGCAUUAGAGGAAACAAAAAAUUAUACAACACAAUCACUUGCCAGUGUUGCCUAUCAAAUAAAUACACUUGCCUAUAAUUUUCUUCAAUUACUUGAUUUACAAACAUCACAACUUGACGAGAUGGAAAGUCAAAUGAAUCAUAUUGCUCAAACAGUUAUGAUACAUAAGGAAAAAGUUGCCAGAAGGGAAAUUGGUGUUCUCACUGCAAAUAAAAUGACAAGUCGUCAAUAUAAAAUUAUUGCUCCAGCUAAUCCUGAGAAGCCAAUUAAAUAUGUGAGAAAAAGCAUUGAUUAUACAAUUCUCGAUGAAAUUGGUCAUGGAGUACGUGGUGGAGGAACACCGAGAAGUAAACAAAGAGGAGGUAGUCAGGGUAGUGUUCAAAGUUUAGGUGUUGCUUCCCAAAGUUCCGCUUUGGCUGCUACAAUUGUUGGUCCAGCACCAACAACUAAACCACCAACACCACCUCAAAGUGUCCGAACAGGAACAUUGAGUAAAGGUUCUCGAGAAUAUAGAACACCACCGGCAGUGGCACCACCACAGGUACCAAGUCAUUAUGCACCGAAUUAUCCAUUGGGACAUCCAAGACGAGAACGUGGUCCAGGAUACAGUACAUUGCCAUUGCAUUCUCAUACAACUCAACAUCAGACACUUAUUACUAAUCACAAUACAAUGAUAAAUCCAGGGAAUCAACAUACUUCUCCACCACAAGUUGGAACCGUUCAUCCUUUACAGAGUCAUCCACAAACUCCACCGCCGGCUCCUCCUAGUGUAACUGGUUCCACAAAUUACAUACAAAUUCAGGAUCAACACAAUGGCAUGCCUCAAACGAGUUCACGUCCUAAUUGGCCAUCAAUGGGUACUACAGUAAGAUUUAAAGCACCACCUUCGCCAUUAGUGGGAAUGAAUUCCGAUGUUGGUGAUUACACUGGACAUCAUACACUGCCACAUAGAUUGUCACAUCAAGUGAGUCGCAGUAGUGGUGCUAACAGUCCGCCUCUUCCUCCGCCGCCGCCUCCAGAAAAUGAAGAACAUUCUCAAUUUGGAAGACCACCACAAUCAAGUGGAGCUAUUAUGCCUAUUGUGCCAGACGAGGAGGAUUUACCUGGAUGGGUGCCAAAGAAUUACAUAGAAAAAGUUGUGGCAAUUUACGAUUACUAUGCCGACAAAGAAGAUGAAUUGAGCUUCCAAGAGAGUUCGGUGAUUUACGUUUUGAAGAAAAACGAUGACGGUUGGUGGGAGGGAGUUAUGGAUGGAAUAACAGGCUUAUUCCCUGGAAACUAUGUCGAACCAUGCGUUUAAGAGAAAAAAAAAUUUAUUUUUUUUCUUAUAUUUGCCCUAUAAUGAAGCUCGAUUUAGAUUAAUUUCAAAUUUUCACAUUUUCCUAUUAUACUUUAUAUUAAAGGAACGUGUUUUAUUUAUAGAAGAAAAAAUGCCGACUAUAUUAUUUGUCGCUAAAAGAAUUUUUAGAAAACUUCCCUUUUUUUCAAUUUAGAUUAAAAAAAAUAAAGCAGAACUAAUUCUGUAAUAAUUUUUAAACUAUAAUAUCUAUAUGUACGUAUAUAUGUAUAACUGAUAACACAGUCCCUGAAUAACUUCCAUUUAUAGAAACAUAAAAUUCAAAGACUAAGAAUUUCUACAAGUUUUUGAAGAUUUCCAUUUUUAUCAAACUAUAGUUAAAGGGAUUAUUUAUAUUUAUAAUUAGUAAUAUUUUUUCACUUUGGAAUGAAAUGAAAACAGAAAGAAAAUUGUAUUUCUAAGCAUUUAUUUGUCAUAUUUAGAGACAUGUUGUCUUGUUUCAGUAAUCAACUUUUUUAAAAGCGAUUUCAAUAAAAAUUAGUUUAAAAAAAUA